ACAUAAUCGAAUAUAUUUUUGCCUUAGGUUGCUACGACACGGAUACAUUCCGUUUUUCUGUUGUUUGUUUUGCUUUUUAAGUAAAAUAUGCGAUUUGCAGCUUUUAUUUAACCAGAAACGGGAGCUGAUGGGAAGGUUUUACGUUAACGGUCCUCUUUAAAUUACAACCCGCAGCCAUGAAGAUCACAGAUAGCGUUAUACGGAGUUUCAGGGUCGCCAGGACGUAUCGACAAAACGAGCAGAAAGUGAACUGUGUGGAUUACAGCCCAGAUGGAGAAAAUGCGAUAUCAAGCAGCGACGAUGACUGUAUUAUUCUGUACGACAUGCGGGACGGAAAACCUAAAAGGACUUUAUUCAGUAAGAAGUAUGGAGUAGAUCUGAUCCGCUACACCCAUGCAGGCACACAGACUGUGGUGUACAGCUCCAACAAACUGGAUGAUACCAUCCGAUACCUGUCACUAACUGACAACAAGUACAUCCGCUAUUUCCAAGGCCACACCGCAAAGGUCAUCGCGCUCUCCAUGUCACCAGUCGACGAUACGUUUAUUUCCGGCUCGUUGGAUAAGACGAUCCGGAUCUGGGACCUGCGAUCUCAAAACUGUCAAGGUUUGACGAAGCCACUGGGGAAACCUGUGUGUUCGUUUGACCCUGAUGGGCUCAUAUUCGCUGCAGGUGUGGAAUCACAGGCCAUCAAACUGUACGACCUUCGUGCUUUUGACAAGGGUCCAUUUUCCUGCUUUGAGACGAGGUUUAGUCGUGUUUGUGACUGGACUGGACUCAAAUUCAGCAACGACGGGAAACAGAUUCUCAUCUCUACGAAUGGAGGAGCCAUUCACGUCCUGAACGCUUUCAAUGGAUCUGUGCUGCACACUUUUUCAAGCUACAACAACAGUAAAGGCAUCUCCCUGGAGGCCUGCUUCACCCCAGACUCACAGUUCGUCAUGAUUGGUUCGGAAGACGGCAGGGUUCAUGUUUGGAGCAUUGAGAGCGGGAUGAAGGUGGCCGUGCUGGACGGGAAACAUCCAGGACCCAUCAACACGCUGCAGUUUAACCCCAGAUACAUGACGUUUGCUAGUGCCUGCACGAGCAUGACAUUUUGGCUCCCAAGUGUCGAUGACUGAUAGAGGGAACAAAACUCAUCACCCUCAUGCACCGAGGUGGGAAAUCUUAAUGUGUUUGAGUUUUCUUUUUGAAAAACCUCAUGAUGAAGGAACCUCAUGACCUGGUGUUACAAUGAGUGAAAAACAUGCUUUUAUAUUGUAUUUUUAGGUUUUUACCAACUGUAUUUGAGAAAUACUUUAAAAGAUUAAUGCAGCUGUUUCUACACCAAAAUACCUCCUUUAAAAGGAGGUAUUUCAGAGUUCACAUUUCAACUCUGUAUCUUCUCGCAUCUUUUGUAUACUUUAAUAAUUUAAUUGUGUGUUUUUAUUGUGUCAACAUUUAAUAAUAAAACUGUUCUACACUUUUUUUAAAA
Messenger RNA from Acanthochromis polyacanthus (spiny chromis), 1474 nucleotides. RefSeq names its product WD repeat-containing protein 82-like. Gene Ontology annotation, molecular function: chromatin binding; protein binding. Bases 177 to 1121 code for a protein of 314 amino acids. Gene Ontology annotation, cellular component: Set1C/COMPASS complex. The record is from RefSeq and is a predicted model, not a curated record. The transcript has 9 exons. NCBI's taxonomy places the organism in Eukaryota, Metazoa, Chordata, Actinopteri, Pomacentridae.